Molecule: messenger RNA, 4010 nt
Organism: Mandrillus leucophaeus (drill)
Lineage: Eukaryota; Metazoa; Chordata; Mammalia; Primates; Cercopithecidae
Gene: DHX8
Product: DEAH (Asp-Glu-Ala-His) box polypeptide 8
Exons: 20
Coding region: 115-3531 (1138 amino acids)
Biological process (GO): spliceosomal complex disassembly; mRNA splicing, via spliceosome
Cellular component (GO): catalytic step 2 spliceosome; intracellular anatomical structure
Molecular function (GO): ATP binding; RNA binding; RNA helicase activity
Source: RefSeq, a predicted model, not a curated record
AAAUUUUCAAUUUCCCGUAAACAAAGAGGACGCGCACCGACCCGGAAAUGAAAGCUGGAAGCCGGCCCGAGUAGCUCUGAUCGCCGGCCGUGGGGUCCUGCGUAAGCUAUAGCCAUGGCUGUGGCUGUAGCCGUGGCGGGAGCCAUAAUCGGGUCGGAGCCAGGCCCCGCGGAAGAACUUGCCAAACUCGAGUACCUGUCUUUGGUGUCAAAGGUUUGCACUGAGCUGGACAAUCACUUGGGGAUCAACGACAAGGACCUUGCUGAAUUUGUGAUCAGUCUUGCUGAGAAAAAUACCACCUUUGAUACUUUUAAGGCUUCCCUCGUCAAAAAUGGUGCAGAAUUUACGGAUUCUCUUAUUAGUAACUUGCUGCGUCUCAUACAAACCAUGCGGCCUCCAGCGAAGCCUUCCACUAGCAAAGAUCCAGUUGUUAAACCUAAAACAGAAAAGGAAAAACUGAAGGAACUCUUCCCAGUCCUUUGCCAACCGGACAACCCUUCUGUUCGGACCAUGUUGGAUGAAGAUGAUGUGAAAGUUGCUGUGGAUGUCCUGAAAGAACUGGAAGCUUUAAUGCCCAGUGCAGCAGUCCAGGAGAAGCAGAGAGAUACUGAGCACCGGGACAGGACAAAGAAGAAGAAGCGGAGUCGAAGCCGAGAUCGAGACCGAGAUCGAGAUCGAGACCGAGAUAGGGAACGAAACCGAGAGAGAGACCACAAGCGGAGACACCGAUCCCGCUCUCGAUCACGUUCCAGGACCCGGGAGAGGAAUAAAGCAAAGUCUAGAUAUCGGUCCAGGAGCAGGAGUCAGAGUCCCCCCAAAGACCGGAAGGACCGGGACAAAUAUGGAGAGCGGAAUCUGGAUAGAUGGCGGGAUAAGCAUGUGGACCGCCCUCCUCCAGAAGAGCCCACCAUUGGUGACAUUUAUAAUGGCAAAGUUACCAGCAUCAUGCAGUUUGGUUGCUUUGUGCAGCUGGAAGGACUCAGGAAGCGAUGGGAAGGCCUGGUGCACAUCUCUGAGCUCCGGCGGGAGGGUCGUGUGGCCAACGUAGCUGAUGUGGUGAGCAAAGGCCAGAGGGUCAAAGUCAAAGUACUCUCCUUCACUGGGACCAAGACCAGCCUGAGCAUGAAGGAUGUGGAUCAAGAGUCUGGAGAAGAUCUAAACCCAAAUAGACGGCGAAAUCUUGUCGGGGAGACCAAUGAGGAGACCUCAAUGCGGAAUCCUGAUAGACCCACUCACCUGUCCCUUGUCAGUGCCCCUGAAGUAGAGGACGACUCACUGGAACGCAAGCGCCUCACCCGAAUCUCUGACCCAGAGAAGUGGGAGAUCAAACAGGUUGGGGCCAUUAAUUGUUGGUGUCUAUGGAAAUUAAUUGUUUUGGUGAAAAUUGUUAUUCUCUCUUGUUUAUGGCUAAUUCUUCUUUUGGGGGGACUUUUAGAUGAGGACCUUGAGAUUGAAUUGGUUGAGGAAGAGCCUCCAUUCCUGAGAGGACACACUAAGCAAAGCAUGGACAUGAGCCCCAUUAAAAUCGUCAAGAACCCAGAUGGCUCCCUCUCCCAAGCAGCAAUGAUGCAGAGUGCCUUGGCCAAAGAAAGGCGGGAACUUAAGCAGGCCCAGCGGGAAGCUGAGAUGGAUUCUAUUCCCAUGGGACUCAACAAACACUGGGUUGACCCUCUGCCUGAUGCGGAAGGCAGACAGAUUGCUGCCAACAUGCGGGGUAUUGGGAUGAUGCCCAAUGAUAUUCCCGAGUGGAAGAAGCAUGCCUUUGGGGGCAAUAAAGCCUCUUAUGGGAAAAAGACUCAGAUGUCAAUCCUUGAGCAAAGGGAGAGCCUGCCAAUCUACAAACUGAAGGAGCAGUUGGUCCAGGCCGUCCAUGACAAUCAGAUCCUGAUUGUUAUUGGUGAGACAGGAUCUGGAAAGACAACGCAGAUCACCCAGUACCUGGCAGAGGCAGGCUACACUUCCAGGGGCAAGAUUGGGUGUACCCAGCCCAGAAGAGUGGCAGCUAUGUCAGUGGCCAAAAGAGUGUCGGAGGAGUUUGGUUGUUGCUUAGGCCAAGAGGUGGGCUACACCAUUCGAUUUGAGGACUGCACUAGCCCUGAAACAGUCAUCAAGUACAUGACAGAUGGGAUGUUGCUUAGAGAGUGCUUGAUUGACCCUGACCUCACUCAGUAUGCGAUCAUCAUGUUGGACGAAGCGCACGAGAGGACAAUUCACACUGAUGUGCUCUUUGGAUUGUUGAAAAAGACAGUUCAGAAACGGCAGGACAUGAAGCUGAUUGUCACCUCAGCCACCUUGGAUGCAGUGAAGUUUUCUCAAUACUUCUAUGAAGCUCCCAUUUUCACCAUCCCAGGUCGAACAUAUCCAGUGGAAAUACUGUACACAAAGGAACCUGAGACAGAUUAUCUGGAUGCCAGCCUGAUUACUGUUAUGCAGAUCCAUUUAACAGAGCCACCAGGUGAUAUCCUGGUCUUCCUGACUGGUCAGGAAGAAAUUGAUACUGCUUGUGAGAUCCUGUAUGAAAGAAUGAAAUCCCUGGGACCUGAUGUUCCAGAGUUAAUUAUCCUCCCAGUGUACUCUGCUCUUCCCAGUGAGAUGCAGACCCGAAUCUUUGACCCAGCUCCACCAGGCAGCAGAAAGGUUGUGAUUGCCACCAAUAUUGCAGAGACAUCGCUGACUAUUGAUGGUAUCUACUAUGUGGUGGACCCAGGAUUUGUGAAGCAGAAAGUUUACAAUUCCAAGACAGGGAUUGACCAGCUCGUGGUAACGCCUAUUUCUCAGGCUCAGGCAAAGCAACGAGCUGGCAGAGCUGGGAGAACAGGCCCAGGAAAGUGUUACAGGCUAUACACAGAACGUGCCUACCGAGAUGAAAUGCUGACCACAAACGUGCCGGAAAUCCAGAGAACCAACUUAGCAAGCACAGUGCUGUCACUCAAGGAUAAACAAGCCCUUGCAGAUCAGAAGAAGGCCAAAUUCCACCAGACUGAAGGGGACCACCUCACCCUGCUAGCUGUGUACAACUCCUGGAAGAACAACAAGUUCUCCAACCCAUGGUGCUAUGAGAACUUUAUCCAGGCUCGUUCCCUGCGCCGGGCCCAGGACAUUCGCAAGCAGAUGUUAGGCAUAAUGGACAGACACAAGCUGGAUGUUGUUUCCUGUGGCAAGUCCACAGUCCGAGUGCAGAAGGCCAUCUGCAGUGGGUUCUUCCGUAAUGCUGCCAAGAAAGACCCGCAGGAGGGUUACCGAACACUGAUCGACCAGCAGGUGGUCUAUAUCCAUCCUUCCAGUGCUCUCUUCAACAGACAGCCAGAAUGGGUGGUGUACCAUGAGCUGGUGCUGACCACCAAGGAAUACAUGCGUGAAGUUACCACCAUCGACCCUCGGUGGCUUGUGGAGUUUGCUCCAGCCUUCUUCAAGGUCUCAGACCCAACUAAGCUAAGCAAACAGAAGAAGCAACAGCGUCUUGAACCCUUGUACAACCGCUAUGAGGAACCCAACGCCUGGAGAAUAUCCCGGGCCUUCCGACGGCGCUGAAAGGCGAGCUUGUUCAUUUGCCUCUCCAGCAGCAGUAACCUGGGGCUUGGACUUAUUCUCACUGAUGACAGGCUGGUCCUGAGUAUACAACUGUCCUGUGACUGACUGUCUUAACUGAGCAUUUUCUCAGCUUGACUCAUUUCUUCCCUGCUGGUAAAAUAGAAACAGGGAUUUAAGCCUGGCUUUCACAAGAGCCUCCAGCCCCCAUCACCCCAAGUCCUUGGGACCAGUUGGGAGCUCAUAUCUAACACAGAAACACAUUGCAUCAACUUCAAGAAAGGGACAAUUUGUGUAGCCCCAGGAUGGGAAAGGGGAGUGGGUGAGCAUCUUGUGCAGGGACACGGUGAGGGCCCUGAUGCCCCAGCUAACAGGAGCUACUGUGCUCACCUGAAGUGUUUGCCCCACUUCCCACCCCCUCUCCAGCCCCUGUACUUUGGCUUGACCUCCUGGAAAUAUUUAUUUUCUUAAGGAAACAAAAA